This is a messenger RNA of Cladocopium goreaui, 542 nucleotides long. Lineage: Eukaryota; Dinophyceae; Suessiales; Symbiodiniaceae. The record is from the annotation of a GenBank genome assembly.
GUUCAGCAUGAUGCUACAUAUGACGCCACAGAAGCAGCCGCAAACAAUGUACACUUGGGACCAGCACUACAUCAACGAAGUGAGAGCACUGUCAAGCUCCAGAGGUCGCGAAAUGCCGCGCAGGAUAGAGCGAGCUUCAAUGCCGGUCCGCCCAUGCCCUCGCACGGAGCUGUUGACACUUCGACAGGAAGUACGAAGGAUGCGUCGAGAAGCUGAGCAAGUGGCGAAGCUCAAAGUGCAAGUGGAGACGUUGAAGGCUAAUCUCCGACAUGUUCUGGACAAGAAUCGGCAGAUGUCGGACUUGAUUGAGGAACAACGGCGAAACGUAGAGGCUGUUGAUCAUCGGGAGGAGGCAGCACAAGCUCGUCGCUCCCAGCUGGACUGUGCCAGGCAGCUGUUUCGUGCUAUGCUUGACGGCCCUGGUCAAGAGAACGCACCGCCAAACAGCGCACUUUGCACAGCCGGUUAAGCCAAUGAUUCUGCCAAUGUGAAACCGCUCAAAGAGAGCGUCAAAACCAAAAAAAACCGUGGCUCGGAGGAUC